Molecule: messenger RNA, 916 nt
Organism: Coregonus clupeaformis (lake whitefish)
Lineage: Eukaryota; Metazoa; Chordata; Actinopteri; Salmoniformes; Salmonidae
Product: anterior gradient protein 2 homolog
Exons: 8
Coding region: 81-596 (171 amino acids)
Cellular component (GO): endoplasmic reticulum
Source: RefSeq, a predicted model, not a curated record
AGAAGGGACACGGCAGUACGAGGAGCUGCAGAGAACAGGAGACACACAAAGGUACCACGGAGAACAGAAAGGUAUUAAUCAUGAUCCGAGGUCUGCUGUCGGUGCUGUUGGUCCUGGUGGCCGUAGCCGUGUCUUCAUCUCUGGCUAAGCCUGAGAAGAACAUCGCGAAGAGGGGGAAGAGGAUCCCUCAGACUCUCUCUAGAGGCUGGGGUGAUCAGCUGGUCUGGGCUCAGACCUAUGAGGAAGCUCUGUACUGGGCCAGGGCACAGAACAAGCCUCUGAUGGUCAUCUUCCACCUGGAGGACUGUCCCCACAGCGCAUCCAUGAAGAAGGCCUUCGCUGAAGACAAGGACAUCCAGAAGGUAGCUGAUGAAGACUUCAUCAUCCUCAAUCUGGUGUAUGAAACCACAGACAAGCAUCUCUCCCCUGAUGGCCAGUACGUCCCCAGAAUCAUCUUUGUUGAUCCCUCUAUGACAGUGAGAGCUGACAUCACAGGACGCUACUCCAACCGUAUGUACGCCUAUGAGCCUUCUGACAUCAAACUCUUGUUGAGCAACAUGCAGAAGGCCAAGAAGCUGCUGAAGACUGAGUUGUAAGCACUGACAAAGCAUGUGACCCGUUGACCAUUGGCCUCGGACCUCAGAGGUUUUCUGAACAUUCUCAGAACAUUCUCAGAAUGAUCUCUGGAGCCUAGGAGUCAGCCAGUGGCAUACUGUCACCAUGUAACCUUAAGCACUGGAAAGAACUAGUCUUCACUUUCACAAAAUCCAUUUCUAUUUUUUACAUUCUGUUAUUUUCCCUGAAACUCUCGAUCUUUGUAAUGUAUUGCUUACAUCUGAGAUGCAAUUCUUAAAUGAUGUGUGCAUCAUUGUAAAAUGUAACCAGAUUAUCUGAGUGUAUAAACUUUUUUACCCUU